CUAGAUGAACUCCUGUGUGCUGAGGAGUAGGUCUGCCUCACACACCUGCUUCCCGUCUGCCAAAGUCACUAACGGCCCAUCCAGCUCGGGUGCAUAUGCCGGGGGGACAGCCGCCAUCAGCCUUUUGGUAUAGGGCAUGAACUCCGCCUUUCCCACCUCGGCUUCGAUGCGCUGCACCUCGGCCUCAGUCAUCCCCGUCACCUCUGCCAGGGACUCGUCGAUGAGGCCGGGCUUGAUGUACUCUAUCACGUUGCGCCUGUGCGGUAGGUACAGUCAAUCAAUGCACACAUGCGACAGACAGGCACAGUCGUGCUGUCAUUUAUUAACCUGUACUGAUCGGUGUAGGCAAGCGCCGCCUCGAGGAAGUCCGCCUUCAGCUGGGAGACGGCAGCAUUCAACGCGGCCUUCUGCUUGCGGUGGCCUAACUUGCGAGGCUGGGAGUCCCUCUGCACACACACGCAGACACACACAAACGCACAGGAGGACAGCGCAUGCAGACAGACACGCAACCCCUCGCCUCCUCCCUCACCUGUAGAGCGAGCUCGUGGCAGAUGCGAUCGAUGGUCUCGGGCAGCCCCUUGAUGUUGUUGAUCUCCCACUCGAUCUCUUUGCGCCACUCGUCACGCAGCAGCUUCUACCGCAGCGGCAUUAGGGCAGGGUCGCGGAUCACCGGAUCACCAUGCAUGGUCAGCCGGAUAACCUCGCUCGGGCGCUUGCCUUUGCCGAACACUCGAGAUGCGGCGAAGCUGACGGCGCAUAUGACCACCGAGUAAGGCGUCAAGUCGAACAGGUAGGACACGGAGCGACAGUUGCCGUGAUCGGGGACUCGACAGAGGAUCUUCCGCCAGAACAGCACGUCGACCACGAUGUUGGUCCGGUUGUCGCAAUUGAUGAAUGGGUAGACGGCGACAGGAAGGCCCCGUGCGGCCAUGUCAAGAAAGGCAGCGAUGGUCGUGGAGAGGACGGCAGCAACCCUCUGGCCGCACAAAACUGACAGCUCUGGACUCAGCCUCGGCGGGCCAUUGGAGUUCAGUCGGGGGUUCGGUGCUGUAAGGGGGAAGAGUUGGUAACUCGGGUAAACGACGCUCUUGUCAUAGAGUAAGGCGCCUGUGUCGCAGGGGGGUUGUCGAUCAGGGUGGCCCCUGGUUGAGAGGCUUGACAUAGCCACAAGGCAAUAGAGCCGGUCGGUCUCGAACGAGGCAACCUCGGGACUCACAGCGACUUCCGUGCGAUGCCCGUAGUCCUCGAUUUCCCGCAAGAUAGCCUGCUGCUUCUGCCGUUGCCGCUUGAAGAAGCUGUCCUCAGACAUCCAGCCCAACAGAUAUUUGACAGCAUGUGGGUUGCCGCGCACUCUCAGGUCAUAGACGUAGAGCUUCCGGCCCCUCUCGCACAUGGCCCUGGUGUGCCGCCCCCUCUCGACGUACUGCCGCAGACACGCCUCACUGCAAUAACGGGGACUGACCUCACGCACACACCGACUGCACACGUGGAAUCGCUGGCCAGGCUCAGGUCGCUUGCCGCACACGAUGCACUGCUGAAGCUCCAUUUCAGGGUCAGCCGUCGAGGCGUCCAUCCGCACUUUGUAGCCGGCCAU
Vitrella brassicaformis is the source of this 1594-nucleotide messenger RNA. The record is from the annotation of a GenBank genome assembly. Lineage: Eukaryota; Vitrellaceae.